AUGAAUUUACAUCUUAUUCAGUGAGUUUCCAAAGGAAAUGUAAAAAGAGAAAAGAAAAUGAACUUUAGAGCCUUAUUAUUGCUUCCGCUGGUUUUUUGCAACGCCUCGGUUUCUUUAUAUGAACCUUUUGAACUUUUCGGGUUGAGGAGGAACAGGUAAAUUGGAAAAUCAGUUGGAAAUUAGGAAAAAAGAGGUUUUCAGUCGAUUAGUUUGCGAUAUUGGGCCGUCAAACGGAUCGCAGGCGAUUUUGACAGGGAAAAUCAGGUUUUUAUCGAGUUUUUCGUGGUGAUUUUGAUAAAAAUAAUUUCGUUAAAGGUCAAAAAUGCUUUUUUGAUUGUUUUGCUUUGACUUUGAGAUGUGUAUGAAUGAAAAAAACGUAUCAAAGUUGAAAAUUAAAAAAAUUUGUUUCAAGGUAAAUUUUUUUCGAAUUUUUCAAGGUUUUUUUCCUGAAUUUCUUCAUAUUUAAGUUAUUUAUACAUUUAUCUUGCAAAAAGGCAAUUUUUCAGGAAAAAAAUUCGACAAUUUCCUUCAAUGAAAAUGCAAAUUUCAGCGAGGCCCAGAAACGGGAGGAAAAAGGUUCGUUUUUUUCCGCGAAAAAAAAUUUUUUCUAGUCAUUUUUUUGAGCGUAUUUCAUUAUUUUUUUAUGUAUUCUGUAUUUUUUUGAACGUUUUUUUCUCAUUUAGAACCAACAAAACCGAUCGAAUCUUUCGAUGAAUGGACCAAAAAAACGACGGGAUGCAGCCCAUUUGCAGGCGGUUUGUUUCGAAAAUCAUUUUUAACUUUUUUUUUUCCUGAAUAUUUUGUUUUUUCAGUUAUUUUUUGUUCUAGUACACUUUGAACACAUUUUUUUGGAAUAUUUUUGUUGAAAUUCGCGUUUUUUUUCAUUGUGAGAUUGGCUAGGAUUAUGUAAAUUUCUCGUUUUUUUAGGGAUUUUCUGGAAAAAUCGAUUUUUUUCGCUUUUCUUAAAGUUAGAUUUUUGAAAAAAGUCUUAGAAGUUUAUAAAAGAAAAAAAGAUGGGUGAAAAAUGGCUUUUUAUUGAUUUUUAAGUAGUCAAUUUCUAUCUGAUAAUUUCGAAAUUUAUCAUUUUUUUUCGGUUUUUAGGGAUUUUUUUCCUGACUUUUUUAUGGAUUUUUGAAAUAUUUUGACUAAAUUAAAAAAACCAAAUGUGUUUGAUACAGUGUUCCAAGAGAUCAAAUAGAUGAUUUAAGCGGAAAAAAAAAUUUUUUCCAUGAUGAUUACACGGAUUUUUCGAAACGAGCUUUUUUUUCGAAUAGUUCAAUUUUUUUCGCAUUUUCAAGUUCCACAAGAAUUUCUCAACAGUUUAUUAUUGACUUCUACAUAUUUUUUUAUCAUUUUCCAGACAGCCAACGUGAAAAACACCGGAUUGAAAGUGCCGCCGACGGCGAAUCAAGCCGCGGAACCUUCCAGGAACUUUGCCAGCAAGGAAUGUGGCGCCAAAGUCAUUUCUUCGAAUCCGAGUCGGAAAAUGCCAAGGCCGUCGUCAAUGACAAGGUUCCGUUACAGUUUUUUUGUUGCAAAAAAACGAAAAAUUUUUUUAUUGAAAAUCUGCCUUUUUUUAAAGGGUUAUGCGAUUUUGCGAUUUUUGAGAAAAUGCGAUUUUUGAAGAAAAAUAUAAAAAAAUUUCGAAUCCCAGUAAUGGUAAGGUUAUAUAAAAUCUCGUUGCGUAAGUUGUUAAUUUACAUUUUUUUCAGAGGAUUUAUGCUUAUAAUCUGAAUUUUUGAAUUAAAAAAAUGUAUGGAACACUCCCGCGGAUGAUAAGGCUCUAUUAAAAUUUUGUCAGAACGGAAUUUUUUUCGAAAAAAAUAUGUUUUUGUUGAUGAAAAACCCGUCUUUUCUAUGGGAAUCAAAGGUAAAAUCGAAAAAAAUCAUUUUUUUGUAGUAUGUAUGAAAGUUUUUCCGAAAAUCCCGGUAAUAGUAUAGUCAAUGUUUCCCGACUUGAAAGGCGUGGGAGGCGUGGCAAGGAGCGGGACGCGUAUCGUGUGCGUACGCGGUUCUUGGCACGUGUUCAAUUCAACCGCUAGCGAGCAUUCAGAGAGCUUUAUUUAUUGCUCUUUUUCACUUGUUUUUUAUUAUUUAUUGAUUAUGUUCAUGUGUGCAUCAAAAAAAUAGAAGAAAAAUACAGAAAAAAAGAGCGGUGGCCGAGCUUUUUUUAAAUAGUCGGCGGCGAUUGAAUUGAACUGGCGCCAAGAACCGCGUACGCACACGCUACGCGUCCCGCCCCUUGCCCCGCCUCCCUCGCCUUUCAAGUCGGGAAACAUUGACUAUAUGGUUCCAUUCAAAAAAAAGUUUUUUCUCGUAUGAAAUUAACCAUUUUUUUCAUAGGAUUCAGAGGCAAGAUCUAAAAAUUCAUUUUUCGGAAAAUAUUUGCAAAUUUUCCGAAAAUCUCGGUAUGCUAACAUAGGCAAAGUCGGAAUGACCCUUCACGGGCCCUUUGAGCGUCCGUUACGGAUCCGUCUGUUUCCGGAAAUUGUUCCUAAACGGUUUCCUUUUUUUACUGCCUUUUUGCGUCCUUUCAUCGGCCUUCAUCCACCCUUUUUUUGGACCCUUUUUGAGAAAUACAAUUUUUAAAUUGAGAAUAAUCUUUACAAGUGACCGCGUAUGAACCGAAAUAAGCUACAGUAAUAACAUCGGGAAUCAUCAAUAACAGAGACUUUCAGAACCUUUUUGAACCCCCACUCUUUCUUCACCCUUUUCGCGGCCUCUCCCUUUUUUCGCCCUUUUAUGACCCUUUUUAACCCAGAAAAAAUGAAAGGCUCAAUAAAGGCCGUAAAAAGGGACCCUUUUAGCGGCCAUUUUGCAGUCACUCCCUUUUUGCACCCGUUUUCCGCACUUCCGACUUUGGCAGUGAAGGUUCUAUUACAAAAUCUUCAUGGAUCAUAAAGUUUUUUUCAGAAAAAAAUCGAAUUUUAAUAAACUUUUUGAAAUACCAAGUUUUACCUUUCGGAAGUUUUUUUAAGCUCAUUUUUUUCUGCAUAUUUUCAUGAAUAUAAAUUUUUUUAGGACGUUUUAUGACGUUAAUUUCCUUUAUCAAACGAUUUUUAUGAGAUUUCAUUAUUUUUUUAUAGCAUUUUCCGAAAAAAAUUGACGCAUGAUUCCUUUUGAAUUUUUUGUUUUAAAGCUCAAAUUCAAGUAGGUACAGUUCGAAAAAUCUCAAGAAGUGGAAAUUUAUAUUUUUUACGAAACUUUAUUAAUUCCUUUUUUCGAAGUAAUUUUUCUCCUGAACCUAAUUUUAAUGUAUAAAAAACAAAUCUUUAUUUUAGGACGUGGACGAUUAUUUGCGGAACCCUUGUGAACAGGCCAAAGAAAAGUUUAUCGUUAUUGAACUUUGCGAAUCGAUUCAGGUUGAACUUCGAUUUUUAUCAUUGCCAUAUUGAUUUUUGAUGCUUUCAGAUUCAAAAAGUCUCGAUCGCCAAUUUUGAACUUUUCUCUUCGAGACCCAAAGAUGUGAGUUUAUAAAGUAUUUUUACGUUUUUCUCUGAAAAAUCGUAGAUUUGAGUUGAAAAAACGGGCUCCAGUUUAAUCUUUUUUGUGUAGUUUCUGAGAUGAAAUAUUUCGAGAUUUUAUCAAAUUUAGCCCGAAAAAAGGAGAAUUUAUUUUUCGAAGAAGGUAUAAUAAUACAUUCUUGGUUUUUUCAUCCAAUUUUUUGGUUUUUUCAAUCUUUUUAAUGAAGAUCUGAGCUCUAGAAAACAAAAAGAAGUUUGAGGAUCUUUUUUUCGAUUUUUUGAGGGUAGAAUUCAGUUUGGUAACCCAAUUUUACAAUUUUUGAGAUCAAAGAGGUUUUUUCAUUUAAGGAGGGAUUAUUAAAGCUUUUAGCUAACAAAAACAAGAAAGAAAUUUAUGUUUAGGAAUUUGGUUAUGAGUUCAAGUUUUUUUAACAUAUUUUUUUCGAUUUUUUUGAGCUUGAAAAAAAGGAUUUUUUUGAUUUUUUUGAAAUGAAUUUUCGAGCUUUUUAGUUAUCAAGAAACAACAAGAAUACUUCCAAGGAUUUAUUUUCAGGGGUCUGAUUGAAAUUUCAAGUAUUUUAUCCCAGUUUUUCGAUAUUUGAGCUUGAAAAAGGAUUUUUUUUUAACCUUUGGAAAAAAAUUUUUCAAGCUUUACAGUUAUCAAAAAAACAACGAGAAAAAAACUUUUUGAGAAAUAAAAAAAGUUUUAAAAAAACAUAUAAAUAUUUUUUUAGGUGAGUGUUUUUCAUCGCCGAACGAUUCCCGCCCACAGAAUGGACAUCCCUGGGCUCUUUCGAACUCCAAGAUAUCCGAAAAAUUCAAUCUUUCAAUGUCCCCGACAUUAAUCAAUACGCCAAGUUCGUCAAGGUAAAAAUAUAUAAUUUUUUUCAUGGGAAAAAAAUUGAUUUUUUUCAGAUAACCUUCAAUUCUCACUAUGGGAAAGAGCACUACUGUAUCGUCUCCGUGGUGAAUGUGAUGGGGACGACGAUCGCCGAUGAAUAUGAGAAAGAGGUGAGAAUAUGGGUCUCGGAGCGAUUUAUUCUGGGUUACUGUAGGCUCUCAAGUUAGGACCGAAACUUUAAAAUCCCUUAAGAAGCAUUUUUGGAGGAAACAGUUUUUGCAAAUUUUGGAUGUUUCACUGUAUAAUUUUUGAAUGAACGUCAGAAAGAGGUAAUACAAUGGGUCUUGAAGCGAUUUAUUUUGGGUCACUGUAGGCUCCUGAACUGAGACAACACCUUCAAAUUUCCUUAUUAAUUAGUUUUUAAAGAAGGUUUUGUCAGUAAUCUCAAUUCUUUAGCGGAUAAAUGCGAAAAAGAGGUGAAAAUAUGGGUCUCGGAGCUAUUUUUUUGGGUGUUUCGUUAGGGUUACUGUAUAUUUUUUUGUUAUAGAAAAAAAUUUUUGGAAUUUCUUCUGAAUAAUUUUUUUGAAGAUAUUUUUUUGCGGAUUUCUGAUGGGUUACUGUUAUAUAUAUAUAUAUAUAUAUAUAUAACAGUUCUAUUUCGAGACCCAUUUCUAGCUCUUUUCUGAGAUCAUCCAGCAAAAAAAUAAUAAUAUAUAUAUAUAUAUAUAUAUAUAUAUAUAUUUUUUUGCUUUGCUUUUUUUGCUGGAUGAUCUCAGAAAGAGCUAGAAAUGGGUCUCGAAUAGAGUUAUUGGCGACUGUAGAUGGGUUACUGUAAAUCUCUCUAUUGAUAAAAAAACUUGAAAUUUUUUUCUUGAGUUUUUGGAGGAAAAAAAGUGGUUCAAUAACAUUUUUUUAUAAAUUUUUUUAAACGGAAAAAAAUUGUUUUUCAAAAUGAUUUUUUUGGGAUUUUUCGACGGAUUAUUUCAAAUUAUUCAAAUUAUUCGAUUUGAACUUUUUUUCGAAAAAGUAAUCCAUGGGUUCGAAUUCAUUGAAAUAACCUAAGUCAAAUCAACAAGUAUUGGAGUAGGAUAGUGAAAAAAUUUGAAAGGUUGUUGUAGAUAUUUAUAAAAUUAAGCGGCUGAAAAACUUUUUUUUCGCAUGAACUCCAUAAAAAAUGGGUCCUUGAGGUUUUUUAUUGGUUAAUCUUUCUGUAUUUUUAGAUAAUACGGCUGAGAAACGUUUUUGACAUGAGUUCAUAAAAAUGUAAUCUUUAAAAGGAGGGUCUUGAGGCGUAGUGGUUUUGGACUUCGAGGGGAUACUGUAGAUAUUUUUUGAAAGAUUGCGGCUUUGAGGCGAAAAAUAUAUUUUUAUAUUUAAAAAAAGCAUUCCAAUAUAUUUUCAUUCUAUUUCUCAUCAUAAUUUUUCAAGUUUUUUUGAUGCAAUUUUUUUCUCAAGGAAGCCGCCGUCCGAAUGAUCAGCACCCAUGAUGUUGUUCCGCCCGUUCAAAAGGAGACUUUCAAGGUUUUUUUCAAUGUUUUUCGAAAAAGUAAGCUUCUUUCAGCCACAAGAACCCGUGGAAAACCAACAAAUCGAGCCGAAAUCGACAAUUAUCGAGUCUUCAACGGAAUUUCAGCCGGUCUUGGAGAAAAAGGAGGAAAAUGAUAGACGAAAGCCGGUUUAUUGGAUGAGGUGAGGGGGAAAUGGUAGGAAAUUGGUUUUUAUCGAAACUUUGACCGGAAAAGGUGCCCUGGAACACAUUUUGGGCCGAGGUUCGCUUUGCCCAGGCGUUCUGGCCCGGCGGGCCACUUCAGGGCCUCCCUUUUCCGUGAAAGCCUGCUUGGGCUUGGCCCAGCCCCUUUCAGAAUUUUUAAAAUUGGAAAAAAAUGAUUUUGCUCUGGAAAAGUUUGAUAGUUACCCUGGAGAAAUUUUGCACUUUUGGGCCUUUUUUUGCUUGAAGCUGUGCUUAGGGCCGGCCCGGGUCGGGCUCUCAAAGAAGGACCGGGCGGUAGGUAGGCUGACGGGCCGACCCGCAAGUUUGUUUUGAGACUCUUUGAAUAAAUAUUUCUUACAAAGGAGGUCAUUUCACUGUGCUUUUUACCCUGCAGAGAUUUUGCGCUUUUUUUGGGCCUUUUUUGCUUGAAGCCCUGCUUAGGGCCGGUUUAGAAAAAGGACCGGGCGGUAGGUAGGAUGACGGGCUGACCCGCAAGUUUGUUUUGAGACUCUUUGAAUAAAUAUUUCUUACAAAGGAGGUCAUUUCACUGUGCUUUUUACCCCUGCAGAGAUUUUUGCGCUUUUUGGGCCUUUUUUUGCUUGAAGCCCUGCUUAGGGCCGGUUUAGAAAAAGGACCGGGCGGUAGGUAGGAUGACGGGCUGACCCGCAAGUCUGUCUUGAGACUCUUUGAAUAAAUAUUUCUUACAAAGGAGGUCAUUUCACUGUGCUUUUUACCCCUGCAGAGAUUUUGCGCUUUUUUUGGGCCCUUUUUGCUUGAAGCCCUGCUUAGGGCCGGUUUAGAAAAGGACCGGGCGGUAGGUAGGAUGACGGGCUGACCCGCAAGUUUGUUUUGAGACUCUUUGAAUAAAUAUUUCUUACAAAGGAGGUCAUUUCACUGUGCUUUUACCCUGCAGAGAUUUUGCGCUUUUUGGGCCUUUUUUUUGCUUGAAGCCCUGCUUAGGGCCGGUUUAGAAAAGGACCGGGCGGUAGGUAGGAUGACGGGCUGACCCGCAAGUCUGUCUUGAGACUCUUUGAAUAAAUAUUUCUUACAAAGGAGGUCAUUUCACUGUGCUUUUACCCUGCAGAGAUUUUGCGCUUUUUGGGCCUUUUUUUUGCUUGAAGCCCUGCUUAGGGCCGGUUUAGAAAAGGACCGGGCGGUAGGUAGGAUGACGGGCUGACCCGCAAGUUUGUUUUGAGACUCUUUGAAUAAAUAUUUCUUACAAAGGAGGUCAUUUCACUGUGCUUUUUACCCUGCAGAGAUUUUUGCGCUUUUUGGGCCUUUUUUGCUUGAAGCCCUGCUUAGGGCCGGUUUAGAAAAGGACCGGGCGGUAGGUAGGAUGACGGGCUGACCCGCAAGUCUGUCUUGAGACUCAUUGAAUAAAUAUUUCUUACAAAGGAGGUCAUUUCUCUUUUCGAUUUGGAUUUUCCAGAAAAUUGACCAGAAUUUUCCUGGACAUACCAGAAAAAGUUUCUGAAGGUAACACACGUUCUCUGAGGUUUUCAAAAAUCUCUUGGUACAAGAAUUUCAAGUUGGUUAUUCAGAGCUCGUUUUGCUAUCAGACAUACUACAUAGCCUCUUCAGCUCAUAACACCUGUUUUUUAGAGGCUCCGCCCAUUUUCAGGGUUACGGUAGAGAAAAUACCAUAAAAAGCUAACUUUUUUCCUAGUGGAGCAAAGCGGUUCAAACCAACUUUAACGCAAAGAAUAUGCCAUUUUGAGCAUUUUUCGUGUUGAUAGCGACUUCGGGAAAAAUUUCCUUCCUCCAGAAAAAAAUGGAUUAAUUUUGAAAAAUGACGAUUUUUCGAUACUUCUGUGUUUUUCUUGGUCAGGAACCUCCGAUGCCGUGGAUUUUUAUUUUCUUAAUCGACGUGUUAGGGUCUUGUGAGUAUGGGAAAAAUAGCCGCCUAGUCAAAUUUCAAUCUCAGAGAACGUGUGUUAAAUAGGCAAUUGAAUUGAACUCGUGCCAAGAACCGCGAACGCACACGCUACGCGUCCCGCCCCUCGCCCCGCCUCCCUCGCCUUUCAAGUCGGGAAACAUUGACUAUAAUAGGUUUUUAGGGGCUUUAAGCCAUUCUUUCUCGAAAAUUAGGAAGUUGAGAAGGUUGAGACUUUCAGGAUCUUUUUCUAAUAUUUUGUAGGGUAUUCUGGCCAAUUUUUAGAAAAAUCCCAACCACAAAGAAUUACGACAUCCACUGUAAGUGUGUCUUUGGUUAAGACGGAGAAAAUUAUGAAUUUUAAUGUUUUGUAAAGGACUUUUAUUGGAUCUAGAUCUCCGAAAUCCGUUCAGGAAUUGAAAUUCUUCAUAUUUCUAGCCUCCGAAAAUGGUUCAAUCGCUGUAUGCAAUGUCCCUUGGUCAAAAGUAACACGACGCAUGUCUGCCUGGCCGUCUGUCGGUUAUUCAACAUCGACCAGGAGAAAGGCUUCAUGUCCAGGUGAGAAUAAGGCUUUUUUUGAAGGGAUGAAGAAAAAUAGAGUUUGAAGCUUCAAAAAAUCCUUUAAAAAGCAGGUAACAUUCAGAAAAGUCGGGAAAAAGGCUUCAUAUCAAGGUAAAAAUUGAAUUUUUCAGAAAAAAAAAUAUUGAUUUCAAAGCUGUAGAAAUGCUUCAAUAAGCAAAAAAAAAAUCAGAAGGGUCAAGAAAAAAAUUUAAUCAGUUAAAAAAAAAUCAAAAGAGUUCAGGAAUCAGUAUAAGGUUUAUUUCAAGGUAAAACUUUUUAGAAGAAACGUUUUUUUAGAAAAUAAGAGAAAAAAAUGAAGUUAUGUUCUGAAUAUACUAUAAAAAAAUCGUUAGUUAAUCAGAAAAUUCAGAAAAAGGCUUUCAAAGGUAAAAAAAUCAGGUUUUUUUGCAGAAUUAUGAGAAAAAAAUGGAUUUCUUCGAAAAAAAUUAUGGAGUUCAAAGCUGUAGGAAUCUUUUAAAAAUCAAGAAAUACUCAGAAAAAAAUUAGAAUAAAAGGCUUUAUUUCAGGGGAAAAAUCAGGUUUUAUAAGAAAGAUUGAAUAAAAAGGGACUUUUUGUAAAAAGUUAUAUAGUUCGAAGCUGUAGAAAAUCUUUGAAAAUCAAGAAAUGUUAAAAAAAUCAGAAAAAAAGGCUCUUUUUUUCAAGGUAAGAAUAAGCACGAAAAUUGAAAAAAAUGGAUUUUUUAGCUGAGAAAUUGUUUUUAAAUUUAGAAAAAAAGGCUUCUUUAAAUAUAACUUGACAAUUUUAUAUUAAAAUGCUUUUUCCAAAAAGGCCCUCAAAUUUGAAGAAUAUUCUGUUUUCUUGAGGGAAAAUUGUAGAAUUUGAAGCUUGGAAUUUAAUUUUUUUCAAGCUUCUUGCUUAGUUUCUAACAGAUUUUAGAUGAUUUUCAAGCAUUAAAAUCCAUAAAUUUUGGAUAAAAUAGCCUCGAAAUCAGAAUUUAUUUAGCAACACGACGAUUCGCCAAAAAUUCACGUUGAAGCAGGCGAAACGGCGCUUGAAAUCGGCCUACCAACGAUUUUCCGUCAUGAAAAUGUCGGUUUUCUCCUGGAUUCCUGUUUCAAUUUGACCUUUUCAGCAGGAAUAACACUUCGGAAACCCCGAAGCCGGUUCAGAAUGACUCCAAAGUCGAGAAAAAGGAGGAAAAGGUUGGGUUUUGAGUGUUUUUUCGGGAUUUUUAUGGCCUUUUGUUGGAAAUUUUCAUUUUUAGAAUGGAAAAAGACUCAGGAAACAGAUGGAAAAAGUUCUUAGGUCCAAAAAAAUUAAAUUAUUUUUUUGAAGAAAAAAAUGAUAAAAAUGAUGAAUUUAGGAAGUGUAGUGAGUUGAAAACCUAAAAUUUAAGCUCUGAAAUAAAAAUUUUUGAAUUUCUUUGGAAAAAUAUGGAAAAACUCGAGAUUUUUUGGCUGUAAAAAUUUCAUUUCUAAAAUAAAAAGUAAGAAAAAAAUUUUUUGCGUCCAAAAAAAUGACCUUAUUUUUUUGCAGGAAAUGAUAAAAAUGAUGAUUUUAGAAUUAUUCUAACAAGUUAAAAACCUAAAUUCGCCUUUUGAAACCGAAAAUUUUGAAAUUCUGUGGAAAAAUAUGGAAAAUUCGAUAUUUUUUUGAUGUAAAAUUCCAUUUCUAAAACAGAAAAAAAGUAAAAAUUUUUCGGGUCCAAAAAAAGGACCUUAUUUUUUUGCAGGAAAUGAUAAAAAAAUGAUUAUUUUAGAAUUAUUUUAAUAAGGUUAAAACCUAAAUUCAAGUCAUUGGAGUCGAAAAUUUAAAAUAACAUUUGGAAAAAAAUUGAAAAUUCUGGUUUUUGUCUUAAAAUUCCAUUUCUAAAAUAAAAAAAGUAAGAAAAAAAGAUUUUCGUGUCCAAAAAAAUGACCUUAUUUUUUUGCAGAAAAUGAUAAAAAAACUGAUAGUUUUAUGAGUUAAAAAAACCUAAUUUUUAAGCUUUGAAUUUUUCAGAAUGAGACGGAGAAAGUCGUUGAGCCGGUUGUCGUCGAAACUCCGGCCAAUGGAUCGACGAAAAAAAUGACGUUUCUCAAGAAAAAUUCGAAAGAAAUUCCGGAACCCGUGACCCCAAAUGGAGCCGCCUGUGAGUAGUUCUAGGAAAAAAAUAGAAUGGAAUCCUCAAAUUUUAAUAGCUAUUUGAAACUACGCCCCCGAAACUAUUUGAAACUACGAAAAGAUACUGUAACCCCCGGGGGCGGAGCCAGCUGCCAUUUUUUUCCUUCUGAAAAGAGUGAAUCUUCAAUUUUCCAGCAAACGAAGGGACUGUCCUCCCGGGAGCCGCCUUCAAUAACCGAGAAUCGAUUUUGAUGAAACUGAGCAAAAGAAUCGCCAGCGUCGAACUCAACCUGACCCUCUCAACGGAAUAUUUGAGCGAAUUGAGCAAACAGUUGGGUUUUUUUUGGAUAAAAUUUGAAAAUCUAAGCAUUUUUAUACAGUUAGGGAAGCUUUGGGGGAUAAAAAUUGAGAAAAAGAGGUUUUUUGGAAAAAUAUUGAGUUUUUACUGGAAUUUGGUUAGGAAAUUUGAAAAUUUUUAGUGAUUUUAUACAGUUAGGGAAGCUUUGGGGGAUAAAAAAAUUGAGAAAAAAAGAGGUUUUUUUGGAAAAAAAUAUUGAGUUUUUUUACUGAAUUUGGUUAGGAAAUUUGAAAAUUUUAGUGAUUUUUAUACAGUUAGGGAAGCUUUGGGGGAUAAAAAAAUUGAGAAAAAAAGAGGUUUUUUUGGAAAAAAAUAUUGAGUUUUUACUGGAAUUUGGUUAGGAAAUUUGAAAAUUUUAGUGAUUUUUAUACAGUUAGGGAAGCUUUGGGGGAUAAAAAAAUUGAGAAAAAAAGAGGUUUUUUUGGAAAAAAAUAUUGAGUUUUUACUGAAUUUGGUUAGGAAAUUUGAAAAUUUUAGUGAUUUUUAUACAGUUAGGGAAGCUUUGGGGGAUAAAAAAAUUGAGAAAAAAAGAGGUUUUUUUGGAAAAAAAUAUUGAGUUUUUUUAAUAGAAUUUGGUUAGGAAAUUUGAAAAAUUUUAGUGAUUUUUAUACAGUUAGGGAAGCUUUGGGGGAUAAAAAAAUUGAGAAAAAGAGGUUUUUUUGGAAAAAAAUAUUGAGUUUUUUUAAUAGAAUUUGGUUAGGAAAUUUGAAAAUACAAGUUUUUUUAUACAGUUAGGGGAGCUUCAAAGGGAUAAAAAAAUUGAGAAAAAGAAGCUUUUUUUCGAAAAAAAUUUUUGAGAGAAUUCACCGAAAAAUUUGAGUUUUUUUCACUGGAAUUUGGUUAGGAAAUUUGAAAAAUCUAAGCAUUUUUUUAUACAGUUAGUGGAGCUUUGGGGGAUAAAAAAAUUGAGAAAAAAAGAGGUUUUUGGAAAAAAAUAUUGAGUUUUUUUACUGGAAUUUGGUUAGGAAAUUUGAAAAUUUUAGUGAUUUUUAUACAGUUAGGGAAGCUUUGGGGGAUAAAAAAAUUGAGAAAAAAAGAGGUUUUUUUGGAAAAAAAUAUUGAGUUUUUUUAAUAGAAUUUGGUUAGGAAAUUUGAAAAUACAAGUUUUUUAUACAGUUAGGGGAGCUUCAAGGGAUAAAAAUUGAGAAAAAGAAGCUUUUUCGAAAAAUUUUGAGAGAAUUCACCGAAAAUUUGAGUUUUUCACUGGAAUUUGGUUAGGAAAUUUGAAAAUCUAAGCAUUUUUAUACAGUUAGUGGAGCUUUGGGGGAUAAAAAUUGAGAAAAAGAGGUUUUUUGGAAAAAUAUUGAGUUUUUACUGGAAUUUGGUUAGGAAAUUUGAAAAUUUUAGUGAUUUUUAUACAGUUAGGGAAGCUUUGGGGGAUAAAAAUUGAGAAAAAGAGGUUUUUUUGGAAAAAAAUAUUGAGUUUUUACUGGAAUUUGGUUAGGAAAUUUGAAAAUUUUAGUGAUUUUAUACAGUUAGGGAAGCUUUGGGGGAUAAAAAUUGAGAAAAAGAGGUUUUUUGGAAAAAUAUUGAGUUUUUAAUAGAAUUUGGUUAGGAAAUUUGAAAAUACAAGUUUUUUUAUACAGUUAGGGAGCUUCAAGGGAUAAAAAAAUUGAGAAAAAGAAGCUUUUUUUCGAAAAAAAUUUUUGAGAGAAUUCACCGAAAAUUUGAGUUUUUUUCACUGGAAUUUGGUUAGGAAAUUUGAAAAAUCUAAGCAUUUUUUUAUACAGUUAGUGGAGCUUUGGGGGGGAUAAAAAAAUUGAGAAAAAAAGAGGUUUUUUUGGAAAAAAAUAUUGAGUUUUUACUGGAAUUUGGUUAGGAAAUUUGAAAAUACAAGUUUUUUUAUACAGUUAGGGGAGCUUCAAGGGAUAAAAAAAUUGAGAAAAAGAAGCUUUUUUUCGAAAAAAAUUUUUGAGAGAAUUCACCGAAAAUUUGAGUUUUUUUCACUGGAAUUUGGUUAGGAAAUUUGAAAAUCUAAGCAUUUUUUUAUACAGUUAGGGAAGCUUUUGGGGGAUAAAAAUUGAGAAAAAAAGAGGUUUUUUGGAAAAAAAUAUUGAGUUUUUACUGGAAUUUGGUUAGGAAAUUUGAAAAAUUUUAGUGAUUUUUAUACAGUUAGGGAAGCUUUGGGGGAUAAAAAAAUUGAGAAAAAAAGAGGUUUUUGGAAAAAAAUAUUGAGUUUUUUUAAUAGAAUUUGGUUAGGAAAUUUGAAAAUACAAGUUUUUUUAUACAGUUAGGGGAGCUUCAAGGGAUAAAAAUUGAGAAAAAGAAGCUUUUUUUCGAAAAAAAUUUUUGAGAGAAUUCACCGAAAAUUUGAGUUUUUUUCACUGGAAUUUGGUUAGGAAAUUUGAAAAAUCUAAGCAUUUUUUUAUACAGUUAGGGAAGCUUUGGGGGAUAAAAAAAUUGAGAAAAAAAGAGGUUUUUUUGGAAAAAAAUAUUGAGUUUUUUUAAUAGAAUUUGGUUAGGAAAUUUGAAAAAUACAAGUUUUUUUAUACAGUUAGGGGAGCUUCAAGGGAUAAAAAUUGAGAAAAAGAAGCUUUUUCGAAAAAAAUUUUGAGAGAAUUCACCGAAAAAUUUGAGUUUUUUUCACUGGAAUUUGGUUAGGAAAUUUGAAAAAUCUAAGCAUUUUUUUAUACAGUUAGGGAAGCUUUGGGGGAUAAAAAUUGAGAAAAAGAGGUUUUUUUGGAAAAAAAUAUUGAGUUUUUUUACUGGAAUUUGGUUAGGAAAUUUGAAAAUUUUUAGUGAUUUUUAUACAGUUAGGGAAGCUUUGGGGGAUAAAAAAAUUGAGAAAAAAAGAGGUUUUUUUGGAAAAAUAUUGAGUUUUUUUAAUAGAAUUUGGUUAGGAAAUUUGAAAAAUACAAGUUUUUUUAUACAGUUAGGGGAGCUUCAAGGGAUAAAAAAAUUGAGAAAAAGAAGCUUUUUCGAAAAAAAUUUUUGAGAGAAUUCACCGAAAAUUUGAGUUUUUUUCACUGGAAUUUGGUUAGGAAAUUUGAAAAAUCUAAGCAUUUUUUUAUACAGUUAGUGGAGCUUUGGGGGAUAAAAAAAUUGAGAAAAAAACGUUUUUUUAAGAAUUUCUACAGGAUAUUUGAGGAAUCUAGCUAAAAAUUAAGUUUUUCACUGGAAUUCGGUUAGGAAAUUUGAAAGUUCAAGUAUUUUUUUAUACGGUUAAAGAAAUUUCGAAAAAGGGAAAAAUUGAGAAAAAUAUGGUUUUUUUCUUUAAAAAAAUAGGUAGAUUUUUGUGUUGAGUAUAUAGUAAAACUUAACCUGAAAAAUGAAAAAAAAAUUUUUUUAACCACUUUUUUAGUUCCCAUUGAGAUUUCCACUGUGUGAAGUUGAAAAUCUUCUCAUUUUUUGUAAAAUUUUCGUGAAAUAGGCUUAAAAUCAAGGGUUUUUGUUGUUGUUAUCGUGGAAAUUUUCGAAAAAAGGUUGGAAGGCUCAAAAAAAAUUUUUUUUUUCGAGUUUGCCAUCGUUUAAUUUUUCAUUCAGACCUUCAAAAAAUCCCUUUUCUAGGUACGUCAAUCAGAUGAACGGCUACAAGAAAGAGCUGUCAAAAUCCCACCGACUUGCCAGUGAAACGGCCAGAAAUUCCGAGAUUUUGAUGCGAUCCAGGGUGAUUUUACUGAUUUUUUGAAGGGUUUUGUUCAAGAAAAUUGAGAAAAAGUGGUUUUUAUGAAAAUCGAUCGUAAAUUUCAUGAAAAAGAGAUGAAUUUUGAUAUUUUCUGUCAAUUUUGGAACGAAAAUUAAUAAAUCUUGGAAAUUGAAGAACUUAAAAACGCUAAGGUAGUCACUACAGGACGACCUCAUCCCUAUAGGGGCCACUGAAUAUUGCAAAAGUGGCCACUCUAGGGGAGCAUGCUAGUGGUCCCUAUAGACCCUUUUAAUUUCCCAAAACUGAACCAAAAGUUAAGCUACCCCUAUAGGGACCACUUGAGCGUCAGGGCCAGACCCUAGAUCCUUUAAAGGACCACCUGAUCUUUACCCCUAUAGGGAGCACUUUUCAAACUUCAAAUCUGAGCAGAAAAUUGAAAGGCUCCUAUAGGGACCACUCAGGGUUUAGAAGAUGAGCGGUGAGACUAUAAAUCCCUAUAAUGGCCACUUCUAGGGAGCACUUUUUUGUCUUUAAAUAUUAACCAAAAAUUGAGAGAUCCCUAGAGGGACCACUUGAUAUUUAGAAAAUAAGCGUUCAGACCCUGAAACCCUAUAAUGACCACUUUUAGGCAGCAUUUUUAGGCCUUCAAACACGGACCUAAAAUCAAGAGACCCCUCUAGGGACCACUUGAGCUUUUGAAGUUAGACCCUAAAUCUCUAUAGGGAGCACCUAAGUUUUAUCCCUAUAGGGAGCACUUUUCUGCUUUCAAAUCUGAGCAGAAAAUUGAAAGACUCCUAUAGGGACCACUUGAGCUUCAGGGGCUCACGGAUCAGACACUAGAACCCUAUAGGAACCACUUAAAUUUUACCCCCUCUAGGGAGCACUUUUUCAGCUUUCAAAUAUGAACCAAUAAAAUUAAGAGACCCCUUUAGGGACCACUUGAGCUCUAGGGGGGACACCUUAGAUUCCUAUAGGGAGCAUUUUUCAGCUUACAAGUCCGAUUUAAAAAUUGAAAGAUCCCUACAGGGACCACUUGAGCUCUAGAGGGACGCCACAGAUCUCAAUGGGGACCACCUAAAUUUUACCCCUAUAGGGAAAACUUUGGGAGCCCUUUUUCAAGCAUUUUAAAGGCUGUUUUUUGUCCUAACCCCUAUAGGGACCACUUUUCAGCUGAAAAGUCUGGUUUAAAAGUUAAAAGACCCCUACAGGGACCCCUUGAGCUCUAGGGGGGCCUUUUAAAUCCCUAUAGGGACCACCUAAUUUUUACCCCUAUAGGGAAAACUUUGGGAGCCCUUUUUCAAGCAUUUUAAAGGCUGUUUUUUGUCCUAGCCCCUAUAGGGACCACUUUUCAGCUUAAAAGUCUGGUUUAAAAGUUAAAAGACCCCUACAGGGACCCCUUGAGCUCUAGGGGGGCCUUUUAAAUCCCUAUAGGGACCACCUUAUUUUUACCCCUAUGGGGAAAACUUUGGGAGCCCUUUUUCAAGCAUUUUAAAGGCUGUUUUUUGUCCUAGCCCCUAUAGGGACCACUCUUGAAUCCCCAAGAAGAAAAUAUUCCGAAAAAACAUGUAAAAAUCCAGGUAAAUCGCCUACGACGCGAGGUUCAAGACCUAAAAAGGGCGUUUUCAAUAAUCCGUCUGACGAAACUGGAAAAUGACGAACUUUUCGAUUUGGUCAAGUUCACGAGGAGAGGCUACGACGAGAGUUGCUUCAGCAAGCCUCAGGGUGGUGAGGAAUCGAAAAUAUUCUUGUAAAAUUCAAAAUUAAAAGGGAAAAAUGAAUUUUUAUUGGUGACUUUGUACUGUAAAAUUCGAAUUUUGAAGCUGAAACAUUGAUUUUUUGAAUAUUUUUGCCUGGAAAAUUCAGAAAAAUCGGGUUGAAUUCUAUUGAAAUGCCUUUCGGUCACAUUUCUGGGUUUUUUUCAAGUUUUGACGAAUUUCUGUACCAUUUUUUUGUUCAUUUUUCAUUGUUUAAAUGAAAGAAAUAUGAUCUUGAAUCAAAUUUUAAGCCAGUGGUUUCUGAAAAAUCGAUUCAACUUCAGGUUUCGAAACAAAAAAACAGUAAUUUGAAGGAAAAAAUGAGGUCUUAGUGGUAUCUUUGUACUGGAAAACUUGAAUUUUGAAUGAAAUAAAUUGAUUUUUGAAUAUGUUCGCCUGGAAAAAUUCAGAAAAAUUGGGUUAUUUCAUUGAAAUGCCUUUCGGUCACAUUUAUGGGUUUUUCAAGUUUUUGAUGAAUUUUCUCUGAUUUCAGUGCGAUUUUUUUGAUCUUUUUUUACGUUUUCAGUACAUUUUUUUGUUCAUUUUUUUCACUGUAUAAAUUGAAAAAAAUUUUUCCCUGUGUCAAAAAUUUUUAAGCCAGUAGAUUCCGAAUAAUUGAAUUAAACUCAGGUUUCGAAACAAAAAAAUGAUAAUUUGAAGGAAAAUAUGAGUUUUUUUAGUGGUGAUUUUGUACUGGAAAAAUCGAAUUUUGAAGCAAAAAUUUGAUUUUUUUGAAUAUUUUUGCCUGGAAAAACUCAGAAAAAUUGGUUUUAAAUUUCAUUGAAAUGCCUUUCGGUCGAAUUUCUUGGUUUUUCAAGUUUUUGACGAAUUUUUUUCCCUUUUCAGUACAAUUUUUUUGUUCAUUUUUUUAGUGGUAUCUUAGUACUUGAAAAUUGAGAAUAUUUUUUUGCAGCGUUUUUUUCCACGAAAUGAAAUUCUUUACAAUUUUUUUGCUAAUUUUUUUCAAUGUUGGAAUGAAAAAAAUUUGACCUUGAAUAAAAAUUUUGAGCCUGUAGAUUCCGAAAAAAAUGAGUGAAAUCCGCAUUUUUGAAACAAAAAUAGUUUUUAAUUUUUCAAUAAUUAAGGACUGGAAAAUCGGGUUGUUUUUUUCAUUUAAAAAAUUUUUUCCCAGUUUUUGGUGGACUUUUUCUGAUUUUUUUAUUGGUUUUUACCAAAAUUUUUCAGACCUUAAAUGGUAUAAAAAGACGAAUUUCCUAGCCAGAAAAAUUUUUAAUAAUUUGAAAAAUGUGAUGAAAAUGGUAGAAAAUUUGAAUAAAAACUUCAAAAAAAUGACCUUUUUCAGAUCACGAAAUUCCACGAAUCAGCAGUUCAAUCGAGGAGGAAAAAAACUCAUCGAUCCGAUGAUUUCAUACACGCCAAAUUGGAAUGUAAGUUCAUUUUUUUAGGCCUAGAACUGAAAAAAAGAUGAGAAUUGACCCAUAAAAGUACUAGAUUUUUCAAAAAAAUCGAGAAAUUUCGAAAAAUUUGAAGUAGAAUGCUUUUAAAGACGAUGGAAAGCUUGUAAAUGGCCUCAAAAUCUUAAAAAUCUUUUUAGCUUCAAAUUCCGAAGAAAUGUCCGAAAAAGUCACGAAAUUGAUCAAAAAUUGAAUUUUUCAGCUUUCAAUAGAAAAAUGCUCUGGAAAGUCACAAAAUGGAUACGAAUUUCAACGGAAAAUCCAUUAAAUUUUUUUCAAAUUGAAAUAUUGCUUCAAAAGGUCACGAAUUAAUGUGAAAUUAAUAGAAAAAAAUACAUUUUUUUGAACCUGUAAAUGGAAAAAAAUGAUUUUUAAAGGCGAAAAAUGAUGAAAAAAAUCGAUUUAUUGUUCAUUUUUCAAUUUUAAAAAAAUUUAAUCGAAAUGAAAUCAAUUUUUCUACAGUAUUUCGGUUAGAAAAAUUGAAUUUUUUUCAAUAAUUCAUCUUUUUCUGUUUGAAAAAAGAGAAAAAAACGACUUUUUUAUAUUUUUGUAAGCAUAUCCUUCACAGAAUUGUUUAGAAAAAUUAGGAAAAAAAAUUUUUCGAAAAUUCACAUGAAAUUGAUGCAAAAUGGACCCGUUUUUUGGACCCUUUUCAGAAUUUUUCUCUAAUUUUCAGACGGACCAAGUAAUCGGCGCCCUGAUCGUCUCCAACAUGUUGGCCUUGAUCCUGCCGUUCAUCUUCUACUUCUGCAUCUCGAGCCGAAUGUCCCACGCCCUGAAAACCCAAGAAGAACGUCUCCGGGAAGACAGCGGCCGACGUCUGAAGGCCGUCAAGGCGGUCCAGCAACGCCUCCUCCUGAAGGGAAUCCGCAAGGCCGAGGCGGCCAUCGCCCUCCUCGCCCACACCCAAACCGGCACCUCCAAGGAACUGAACGCCGCGAUUUGCGCGGCGCUGAACGCCCAGAACACGACGAUGAAGGAGCUGUUCGCCUCCCAGGACGACCGCAUCUUCGAACAGUUCGCCGCCCAACAAGUCGUCUUGAAACGGAUCCUCGAGGCCGUGGAGGUCGUCAGGAGGCCCGAGAUGGCACUGGUAAGAAAAAGCGCAACGCAAGUGUCGCAGGCGAUAUAGCCAAAACUUCUUGCCGCGAUUUCGACAAAGACUCGCUGGCAUGUCGCUUUUUUUCAUAAAUCUGAGAUUGGAACUUAUUUUUGUUGCAUUUCAAGAAGAAAAAAUUUUUUUCAAAAAAGCGAUAUAGCGCGAGAUUUUUUUGCGAUAUCGCGACGGGAGAUGAGCGAUAUCGCUUACGGUUCCCUGAUAUAUGAUAUUGAGUGAGUUGAGGGACUUUACCAGUGUCUGAGCAGCAUUCCAAAGAGAAAGAUUUUUUUUUUCGCCUCAACCGCGUCGCGACCGCAACGCAAGUGUCGCAGGCGAUAUAGCCAAAACUUCUUUGCGAUAUCGACAAAGCCUCGCUGGCAUAUCACUCCUUACAAUAAACGGAGAUUAAAAAAACCUUUUUGCUUCAUUUUGAAUUUCUGAUUUAGCGCGAGAUUUUUUUGCGAUAUCGCGACAGGAGAUGAGCGAUAUCGCUUACGGUUCCCUGAUAUAUGAUAUUGAGUGAGUUGAGGGACUCUACCAUUGUCUGAGCAGCAUUCCAAAUAAUACGUCUUUUUUCGCCUCAACCGCGUCGCGACCGCAACGCAAGUGUCGCAGGCGAUAUAGCCAAAACUUCUUGCCGCGAUAUCGACAAAGUCUCGCUUCCAUAUUGUUUUUUUUCAUAAAUCUGAGAUUGGAAAAAAAAAUUUUCAAAAAAAGCGAUGUAGCGCGAGAUUUUUGCGAUAUCGUAAGGGGCGAGCAAUAUCGCUUAUAUAGAGAGCUAUAACGCUAAAAAAAUAAUAUAUAAUAUUGAGUGAGAUUGAACACGGUGAAUCGACUGAAAUUUUCAAAGUUUUUUGGACUCUGUAAAUUGCGAACAUUUUUUUUCAAACUUCCAAUUUCAGGACCUCGAAAAUGUCGGCGAAGGAACCGAUGAUGAACAUGUGGACGGUGAUUCGGAUAGCGUAUCGACAGCCUAA
This is a messenger RNA of Caenorhabditis auriculariae, 19704 nucleotides long. NCBI's taxonomy places the organism in Eukaryota, Metazoa, Nematoda, Chromadorea, Rhabditida, Rhabditidae. The record is from the annotation of a GenBank genome assembly.